ACAGUGCGAAAAGCCGUCCUCAAAUCUCAAAUCCCAAAAUCUCUUUGGUGCGUCCCUGUUCGAGACCAGCCAUCCUCUUCCUCCCUCCCUCCUUCACUCCAUCUAAAUUCGUCUCUUUUCGCCUGCGGUAGAAGAUGUCGGGCAAGGGAGCGAAGGGUUUGAUCACAGGCAAGACCCCCGCCGCCAACAAAGACAAGGACAAGAAGAAGCCUAUUUCCCGCUCUUCUCGUGCUGGUCUUCAGUUUCCAGUUGGACGUAUUCACAGGCUGUUGAAGUCAAGGACAACAGCUCAUGGUAGAGUAGGAGCCACAGCUGCUGUGUACUCUGCUGCUAUCUUGGAGUAUUUAACAGCUGAAGUUUUGGAGCUGGCUGGGAAUGCUAGCAAGGAUCUUAAGGUUAAGCGUAUUACUCCCAGACAUCUACAACUUGCUAUCCGGGGUGAUGAAGAACUUGAUACAUUGAUAAAAGGAACAAUUGCUGGAGGAGGUGUUAUCCCUCAUAUUCAUAAAUCUCUUAUCAACAAGUCUUCCAAGGAGUAGAUUGCUAAAGAGCUACUUGAUUAAAUAUUCUCUCUCUCUCUCUCUCUCUCUCUCUCUCUGCGCUAACUGUGCCUUUGUUGAUGUACUUCUUAAAAUAGCAGCGCAAAGUAGCCUACAGUUGUCAUUUAUGAUGGAUAAACUUGAGUCUGCUGUGGAUAUUGAGUAUUUUAUCUUGGGAUAGCUGUUUGGUACAUUGGAUAACUUAAAAGAGUAGUAGAAUUUCUUUUCCAAUCAUACCAAUGGAAUAAUGCCUCUUGCCUGAUUGAUAAAGUUCUUCUUGGUGGGAUAUGUUUGAGGCAAUGCCGUUUUUCA
Molecule: messenger RNA, 851 nt
Organism: Neltuma alba
Lineage: Eukaryota; Viridiplantae; Streptophyta; Magnoliopsida; Fabales; Fabaceae
Product: probable histone H2A variant 3
Exons: 2
Coding region: 135-539 (134 amino acids)
Cellular component (GO): nucleosome
Molecular function (GO): protein heterodimerization activity; DNA binding; structural constituent of chromatin
Source: RefSeq, a predicted model, not a curated record